AGGGGAAGAUAACUUCGGAGAGGGACUGUCCAGGAGGUCGAUCGAUUUCGUUUAAAAGAAACCUAAAUAUGGGGAGGGAGGCUGCGGUGUGGAUAAUGUUGGCCUUGCUGGCCACCGCCAAUGCACACAUGGACGUCGUCCACAGCUGGAGGACCGUAGACUACGCUUUUCCCAGUCUCGUCGCUCGAGACGCCAUGAUCCGGACUGGCAAGUUUAUACCAAUCAACAUCGCUCUUAUCGAUGUCGAUGUAUGGGAUGGUGGCCCAGAUGGUCAAAAAAUCUUCGUCACGGCCCCAAGGUUCAAACCCGGCAAUCCAGCAACUCUUGCAACAGUAGCCCCCAAUGGUGCUCUCCAGCCUUACCCCCACUGGAACUGGCACAGGGAGGGAAAUUGUGAUGGCAUCACUUCAGUCUUCAGGAUAGACAUCGACCAAUGUGGAAGGCUAUGGGUCCUAGACUCGGGAAUGGUAGAUAUAUUCGAAAAAGAGCCAAGAAUGAUAUGUCCUCCUCAAAUUCUAGUCUUCAAUCUCAACACCGAUAAAUUAAUAGGAAGGUACGUUUUCCCCUCAGACGUGGCAGACUCAAGGUCUCUGCUUGUGACCAUCGCCGUGGACACGAGAGACCCCAAGUGCUUGGACACCUUCGCCUACGUCGCAGAUGUCACUGGGUACCGACUCCUGGUCGUCGACGCUGUUCGGCAAAAGUCUUGGAGGGUAACCAACAACUACUUCUAUCCUUACCCACUACACGGCUCCUUCGACAUCAAUGGGGUCAGCUUCGAUCUUAUGGAUGGUGUCAUUGGCCUAGCUCUUGGACCUGUGGUGAACAAUGACAGAAGGCUAUACUUCCACUCUUUGGCUUCUGUCCGAGAGUCUUGGGUAGCUACGAGCCUUCUCAGAAACCAGACCCUCUUCACUGAAGGGGACGGUGCCCCGAGAUCAUUCCAUGUCUCUCAGUUCACCAGGAGCUCUCAAUCAGCAGCAGAAGCCAUGUCUCCAAAUGGUGUUCUGUUCUUUGGCCUCUUAUCCCAGAAUGCCAUAGCUUGCUGGAACUCAAGGUUGCCAUAUGCACCACAGAACAUAAAUGUUGUAGCUAAGAACAAUGAAACACUUCAGUUUGCCAGCGGCUUAAAGUAUAGAUCUGAUGCAGUAUGGGCCAUGACAGUCAGGCUUCAGAACUACAUCAUAGCCAAUGUUUCUGCAAACGAAGUCAACUAUCGAGUGGUGAGAGGUGAUGCUUGGACUCUAACUGUAGGUAACAGUUGCCAUAAGAGUGGGGCUGCUGGAGUUUACACAGAUCGACCAAAAUCUCAAGGUGGCUAUCGGCCAUUUAUAUUUCAAUAAUGGUAGUGAUUGAUUUACAAAUAUUUUGUGCUGUAAAGCAUUAAACUUUUAAGCAGGGUAAAAUAUUCCACCUUACUAAAGUCAGUAAUAUAUAUUUUUAUUUAUGUACUUAUAAAUUAAAAUUAAUGUAGUUUCAUCAAAACAUAAAAAUAAUAAAUAUGUAUUGUUGAUCAAAAGGCAAAGUCACAAACAUGGAAAAAAGGUAAGUUUUUCUAAAUUCAAAGAUUAAAAUUAUUCUUGUGCCAAGUUACUUGUAACUAAAACCAUGAAUGUAAUUUCUUUGAUUUGUUAUGGCCAAAGGAAACUUCAAAUUUAGUUUUCUAAAUAUUAGAAAAUUGCAUCUUUGUGGUUUUGCAUUUGUACUGAAAAUGAACAUUCAUAUUUAUUAUACUUUUUUAAAAUCUUGGAAGCCUAUUUUACUUUAAUGUGUAAUUAAAACAUCAAUCUUAAAAUACAAUUUUCAUUUUCAAUUUUUAAAUGAAAUGGAAAGUACAUUUUUAUUUACUGAAAAUAGGGUUUGUUUUAUUUUUUUG
This is a messenger RNA of Nezara viridula (southern green stink bug), 1876 nucleotides long. NCBI's taxonomy places the organism in Eukaryota, Metazoa, Arthropoda, Insecta, Hemiptera, Pentatomidae. The record is from the annotation of a GenBank genome assembly.